Messenger RNA from Manduca sexta (tobacco hornworm), 1327 nucleotides. Its product is annotated as neurofilament heavy polypeptide-like. The annotation marks the transcript as partial. The transcript is spliced from 6 exons. Lineage: Eukaryota; Metazoa; Arthropoda; Insecta; Lepidoptera; Sphingidae. The record is from RefSeq and is a predicted model, not a curated record.
AUGCAUGGUAUACCUCUGCCAGAAGGAAAAACAGCAUCAGAAAAAAAACUUAUUAGCAAAGUCCGUGGCCAACUCGGUCUGCCGCCUGAACCCAAAACACCGUCCGAAAAAGAAAAAUUUGCAAAAGCGCAUGCUGCUGGCCUUAUAGUACCCUUAGAAGGAAAAUCACCUGAAAGAGAAAAUCUUGCGAGGACCACCUUCAGAAAGGUUAAGAAAAGCCAAAGCGGCAGGAUUAGUAACUCCACUAGAAAAAAACACCUGAACAAAAGAAAAAUUGUGAAGGGUUUAGCGAUGCACGGCGUACCACUACCUGAAGCCAAAACACCCUCUGAAAAAAAAAUGUUUGAUAAAUUACGCACUGACCUCGGUCUUCCACCUGAGCCAAUGACACCCGAAGAUAAAGAAAAUUAUGCGCGUGCUCAAGCUGCAGGUCUCUUUGUGCCCUUAGAAGCUAAAACACCGGCUGAAAAAAAAAUAAUGGAUAAAGUGCGCGCUGAUCUUGGUCUACCACCAACACCCAAAACAGCAGCAGAUAAGGAAAGAUAUGGCAAAGCGGCUGCUGCAGGUAUUUUAGUUCCACUAGAAGGCAAGACUCCACAGGAAAAAGAAAAGAUUCUUAGAGCUCAAGCUGAAAUGGGAAUACCGCUUCCAGAAGGGCGGACGCCAUCUGAAAAAGCUAUGAUCCAAACUAUAAAAGCAACUGUCCCGAAGAGAAAAUCUAUUAGGCCUCUGUUGCCACCUGACGAAGCAAAAACUGCACCAUCGCCAAGUCUUGAAGGCAAAAGUCCGGCAGAAAAAGAGAAAAUUUUAAGAAGCUUAGCGAGACAACGCUCGCUACCGGAAGGAAAGACCCCAUCAGAGAAAGCAAUAAUUCAGAAAGUUCGUGCCGAUAUAGGGCUACGUCCGCCGUACAGUGGCUUGCCGUCAGAAAAAAUUAGAAAAGCGAAAGCAGCUGGUCUGUUGACGCCACUAGAAGAACCAAAAACUCCGUCUAUGCGGGAAAAGCAUAGACAAGCUUAUGCAGACGGAAUUAUGACACCAUUGGAAGGCAAGCCCCCUGCUGAGAAGGAAAAGAUAUUAAAACGAAUGCAUGAUGCUGGCAUAACGUUGCCAGAAGGAAAAACACCAUCCGAAAAAGAACUGGACGUUACGGGUUUGGUGGACGAGAUCAUCUCGCAAAAGCUUGUGUCUGAUACGUCAUCGAUCUUCGUGGUUGUGCCGGCGACUGAGAAGGACCCAGCCGAGACACGAUUUAGCUCUACGAUAUGCAUCGAGAUGUCUGAAUAUGCACAUAAAUGGAACAAUGGAGUCGUUAUACGAGAUGUCU